Messenger RNA from Scomber scombrus (Atlantic mackerel), 4059 nucleotides. RefSeq names its product DENN domain containing 2B (gene dennd2b). Gene Ontology annotation, biological process: positive regulation of ERK1 and ERK2 cascade. Bases 181 to 3588 code for a protein of 1135 amino acids. NCBI's taxonomy places the organism in Eukaryota, Metazoa, Chordata, Actinopteri, Scombriformes, Scombridae. The record is from RefSeq and is a predicted model, not a curated record. The transcript is spliced from 20 exons.
AAAGACAUGAGUCGGAGUUUAUUGAGGAGGGCAGGUAUCAGACCAAACCGGCCAAAGUUUCUCGCCGCAUAGACGAACUGGAUUUGUGUGCGUCGCAAAGGGAUUACAAUCAGAAAAUGUCAGCAGCCAUGGAUGAGAGGAGAAACCUGGAGCAGGUGAGUGGGCGGCUUGCAGACAAACAUGACUGCCAACAAGAGUUCGAAGGCUGCGCCUCGUGCAGGAGAGGUUAAAACUCCCCGGGACAUCCCCGACAGGUGCCAGUCUACAUCACCCUGUCUUGUCCUAUCUGCCUGCCAGGGGAAGAGCCAGCAGCCUCUCCUCAGUGACAGUGAGAACUCUGGGAAACAGAGCAGGUACCUCAGGACUGACGGCAGGUUUCUGGUACGUGCUGGCUGGAACAGCAAGGCCGCUACCCUGUGCAUUGGUGCAUCUCUCACUGGUGAUACUGAAUCCCAAGGCCGUCUCACCAAAUCCAGGAGCAUCAGUUGCCUGGACAACAGGCUCUCCAUCUAUAAGCCCCCAACUCAAACCAAGGAGAAUCAGGAAAGUCACAGUGUUGAGGACCAGAAGGACAACCAAGCGGAUCUCUCUCUGGGAGAUGGACUUAAUGGUAGGCCCCUGAGUUGGAGCACGCUCUCACUAGGACCUCACUCUAGCCAAAGCCACAAGCGCACCCUAUCUCUCACCCGCUCAGUAGCAGGUGUUCCUCCCACCACAAUCCGCAAAAAGAUCUCAGAAUGGGAGUGCAGGAGGGUCUCUCUUCCUAGGAUGAGCUUGUGUCUGGAUAAAAGACCAGGAGGGGAGCGUGUAGGGGGCAGUGAGGGCUGCCCAAGCCUGCUCUCUUCUCCCUGUAGCGAGAAGACGUUUGACUUUAAGGGGGUUCGCAGGAUGAGCACUGCGUUCUCAGAAUGCUCCUAUACAGAGACAGAGGAAGAGGAAGGAGUUUCAGAUAAAGAUAGCCUGGGUCGCUUCCAGAAAAGGAUAGGCAAGACCGAGUCCUCAGGAACGUUUGUACGUUCCCUGUCUGCUCGGAAGGAGACAUCAGCAGUCCUCAACAGGAUACAAAAGAUAGAGCAAGCCCUGAAGGAGAAUCCCACCCCACCUCCUCCACGCUAUCUGAGUAAUUGCUAUGCUCCAGACAAGAUAAGACAAAAGUCUUUUGUGAUAGGUGAUGACUUGGACAGUACAUGCACCAGCAAGCGCAGCAGCAUUUGCUCAGUGGCCACUGAACCAGACCCUGUUUUGGUGUCUGAUAAGCUCUCUAAACUCAGACAAAGGUUUAGUGUGAGCUCAACCAGGUCUGAGAGCCCAGAGCCACCCAGCCAACAGACUACUGUGGGCUCUCCAGUCAACCCCUUACCCAAACCCAAACGCACUUUUGAGUACGAUGCCAAACGGGAUCAGAAGAGCGCGUUGCCAUCCAAUGGACUACCUCCAGCUUCUGAGUCUCCCCCGCCUCUCCCCUCGACCCCUGCACCCAGCAUGACACGCACUGCAAAGUCGGAGGGGAGCACUCCCAUCAGAAUCCAAGACAGGGAAUCAUGUGAGUCAGAGGAUGCUGCAAGCUUACCAUCUUCGUAUCCGUCCUCACCUGCGGAGAAUGGCACAAUAACCACAGAGACACGGAGUCGACCCAUUUCCAAAAGCACUUUAGAGGAGAAUGCCUAUGAGGACAUAGUAGAGAAGGAGAAUCCAUACGAAGAUGUUGACCUGAAGCGGAGGAGUUUGGGUCGAAAGACUUGUCUUUUGGACAGAAAUAGACCUUGGACCACCAUGGACAGGAAGCUGAACCUUCCACCUCAGUUGCCUUCCAAACCCAGUAGCCAGUCCCUUCGCCUCUCUGGUCCCAGCGACAGGACGAGCCACCGGUUGUCGCAGUUAUCCAAACGCCACAGCCAUGAUGAAAUGCUGCUUCUUCCUCAGCGGAGUGUAUCAGCUUCAACUUGUGGCCUGCUGGACGAUAGCCUCUGUGGCACAAGUGAUACCCUGGCCUCACACAGGCACUGGAGGAUCCCCAAGCUGGUCCAGAGGAUCAACUCCAUUUACUGCACUAAACGUGGGAAGAAGAGGCUUAAGAAGCUGUCCAUGUCCAAUGUUGAGACUGCAUCUUUGAGAGAUGACAACAGCGAGAGUGAGAGUGACUCUGACGACAGGUUCAAAGCUCACACCCAGAGGUUGUUGAAACUGCAGUCCAUCCUUCGACGGGCCCCCAGCUACCGCACACUGGAGCUGCAGCUCAUUGAGUGGCAGGAAAGAGAACUCUUUGAGUAUUUUGUGGUUGUUUCCCUGAAAAAGAAACCCAGCAAAAACUCGUACUCCCCAGAGGUCACCUAUCAGUUCCCCAAGCUAGAGAGGCCCACCAAGCAGAUAAGGGAGGCCGAACAGAGGCUCAAAGCAAUUCCUCAGUUUUGUUUCCCUGAUGCAAAAGACUGGAGUCCUGUGUCUGAAUACUCCAGUGAGACCUUCUCCUUUAUGUUGACCGGUGAGGACGGCAGCCGGAGGUUUGGGUACUGCCGACGCCUGCUGCCGAGUGGGAAAGGACCUCGCCUGCCAGAGGUGUACUGUGUCAUCAGCAGACUGGGCUGUUUUGACUUGUUUUCCACGAUCCUGGAUGAGGUGGAGAGGCGGCGAGGCAUCUCAGCAGCCCUGGUCUACCCCUUCAUGAGGAGUUUAAUGGAGUCACCCUUCCCUGCACCAGGGAAGAUCAUCAAAGUAAAGACCUUUCUGCCUGGUGCAGGAAAUGAGGUCAUCGAGCUGAGGCGGCCCACCGACUCCAGACUGGAGCAUGUGGACUUUGAAAGUCUGUUCAGUUGCCUCGGUGUACGGCAGGUGAUACGUGUCUUUGCCUCGCUGCUGCUGGAGCGUAGAGUUAUCUUUGUGGCUGAUAAACUCAGUACCCUGUCCAGCUGCAUGCUUGCAGUAGUGGCGCUGCUCUACCCCUUCUCCUGGCAACACACCUUCAUCCCUGUACUGCCAGGGUCCAUGUUGGAUAUUGUCUGCUGUCCCACUCCCUUCCUGGUGGGGCUGCUGUCCAGUUCAUUGCCUAAGCUUAAAGAGCUGCCGGUAGAAGAGGCUUUAAUGGUCGACCUGGGAACUGACCGCUUCAUCCGGCAGAUGGACGACGAGGCCUCGCUGUUGCCGCGGAAACUUCAGGCAGCCCUUGAGCAAGCGUUGGAACAGAGGAAUGACAUCAUCAAUCAGGACUCUGACAGCGAGUCAGAUGAAGAGUACAACUCCUUAAACAGUCUGGUGUCAGAGGCUUUCAUCCGCUUCUUCCUGGAGACCAUUGGCCAUUACUCCCUGUUUAUCACCCAGAACGAGCGCGGGGAACGCGUUUUCCAAAGAGAAGCCUUCCGCAAGUCUGUGGCGUCUAAGAGUAUCCGUCGCUUCUUGGGCGUCUUCAUGGAGUCUCAGAUGUUUGCAGGGUUCAUUCAGGAUCGAGAGCUGAGGAAGACCCGGGCUAAAGGUCUGUUUGAGCAGAGGGUGGAUCAGUAUCUGGAGGAGCUGCCAGACACAGAGCAGAGUGGAGUCAACAAGUUCCUCAAAGGCUUAGGAAGUAAAAUGAAGUUUCUCCACAAAAAGAACUGAGGCGAAAGAUUCUGUUUUCAGGCGUAUACCAACAAACUGAAGACCUGAUGUCCCAAAUCUCUGCAUCGUGAUGAUUCUCACUCUGUUUUUCUGUGUAAACAUGUAUAUAUUUCACUGCAAGCUGGCUGUGAUACUCUUCAGUGUAUGUUUAUAGUACCUAAUGAGAUAGUGAUAGCAGGACGGUACACGACGAGUGAGCCGUAGAGUAACCACUGAUGUCCAGGUGUGCUUGUAAAGAGUGUUAUCAGAAUGUGUGAGCGUAUGUGACUUAAUAUGGGCAUAGAUGUACAGUUUCUAUGUUUUCAUUUUGCAUUAUUUCACGACAGUGUUGUCCUCUGUUUAAGGAGUGUAGAACCUAUUUGAAACUGUACAUGCAUCAAGACAAUGAAGAAGAUUAUUGUAACUGUUCAUAAAGUCUUUUGCAAUCUUUUAUUAAAAAAACAAUAUUUCAAAUGCACCAAAUGGUUUAGU